CGGCGCUUUGUUUUGUCUCACGGCUGACCAGUUGCAGUUCAUCGCCACAUCCUCUCUCUCUCUAGGUUUUGCAAACUCUGAGCGAACAAAAAAGCAGCGAAAAUGGAGAAGCAAGGCAGAGGAAGGAGCAAGAGGAGAGGAUUGGAGGAGAACACGAUGGCGAUUCUCGACACCUCCGGCUUCAACCGGGACUCUCGCCACCGUAACGAUGACCGGCUUGCUUUUCUGGAAGCUGUCCGCUCAGCUUCUCUAGUUCCGGAUGAUGCAAUUGCUCCUACUAAAACAAUGUUUGGAGCAAUUUUUCAAAUUCUCAAGGAUGAGAGUACAUUGGAACUCGUAGUAGCAAGCUAUCAACUUUUAAAUGAGUUGGAUAAGCGUUUUCCUCGGGUGUACUUUCCCAAGAUAGAUAAAUCAUAUUCAUCUCCAUCAACUAAAUUUCAAGAACUAGUCUUGGUUGAAGAUUUGGUCUCCAUUUAGUUUUGGUUUGGAUAGUGAAAAGGAUGAAAUGAGUACUGACUCAGGAAGAUCAAUUAACCCCUUGGACUUUCAUUCUCUGGUGCAAACCAUUGGUGAAGUGGUCGAGAAGAAGCCUGAGGCAUCAAAUAUUAAGGCAUUUAGGAACAUGUUGUUGUUUCAGUAUCUUGUAAAUGUUCUUGAAAGAGAUAUGCUACCUCGUAAUGGUGCGUACAAAGAAAGUAUGAACUGGAAUCUUAUGCGGGAGUCGUUGCUCAACAUGCUUCUGGGAUCUAGAAAAAUAGUAUAUAAAACCUUAAUUAAAGACUGCAUGUCUGCUGCAUGCUAUUUGUAUCAAGAAAUGAACUGCACUCCAAGUAUGACAAUGGACCAUUCUGGAAGUUGCAAUGUUGCAGUGGCAAUGGCUUUACCUGAAGCUAAACAGUGUGCAUGUGUUUCCCUGAAUAAACUUCUCUUAUUGAUUAUUGAGCUUGAUUCAUCAAGGAACUUAGCAGACUCGCAAGGCUUGACCACUAGAUCUGAUGGUGUAAGGACCCCCGUUUCCGAGAUUAUUCUGGAUGAAAUAACUUAUAAUACCGAUGCUCUCUCAUUUUUUCAGAUAUUUGAUGAGCCCGAACAGAAGCUAAAGUUAAUUGUGCAUUAUCUCCAGAAGUACAUUCCCAAGAAAGAAAUAGAUGAUUCAGAAAACCCUGGAUUGUGGGAUAAUUUUUUCCAAGGAACAAACUUCUGCUCGCACAAGGUCAAAUAAUAGCACAACAAAUGAGGCAACAUUUGAGAGUAUUUUGAAGUGCUUUUCAAACGGAAACAGUACAAAAAAUAUCAUAAAGAAAAUCAACGGCGAGGUUGCACAGUUGCUUCUAGGACAUGCAUUUGAGGCUUACUUGUCCAUGUCAAUGCGGUGGUCGCGUGAAUGCAAUACAGAUUUUGGGGAAGGUGUCAAAAACACCACUCUUCCUGAAAUCUGCCAGAAAAUAAUUACUGCUUUUACGUGGAUUGAACGAGAAGACAGGGUAAAAGAACUUUCGCAAUUUGGUAAAGAAACGCUAUUUACUGCAGCAACCAUCCUCUCCGCCAACUCAUAGGAUAGGGAUGUACAGGACUGUAGGAGGGAGGGAAUGAGGGAGUAGUACUAAAUGUGGGUAUUAUUGCUUUUGAUGAGGAUUCUGUAUGCAUUAGAAUGAGCAAUUGCCUAUUGCUUGUUUUUAAAAUUUGUAGCAUGUGUGUUCCUUCCACACUUCUCCCAAACCUAUAGGAGGUAGCAAAAUUGGCUCAGGCCUUGUUUUUGGGGUAGGUUCUAGUUCUUCGUUUCAGUUUUUAAAAUGAAAAUUAAAGUUUUAUACUCCCAUCCCAUUGGAUUUUGACAGCUUUUCUUCUUUGUUUGUCCCAAGAACUAUGCUGCUUUCGUUUUACUGCUUUCGUUUUAAAGUAAUAAAUUUGCGGCUCUCCUCUUUUCC
Cuscuta epithymum is the source of this 1928-nucleotide messenger RNA. NCBI's taxonomy places the organism in Eukaryota, Viridiplantae, Streptophyta, Magnoliopsida, Solanales, Convolvulaceae. The record is from the annotation of a GenBank genome assembly.